Molecule: messenger RNA, 1468 nt
Organism: Suillus clintonianus
Lineage: Eukaryota; Fungi; Basidiomycota; Agaricomycetes; Boletales; Suillaceae
Product: Quinolinate phosphoribosyl transferase
Exons: 12
Coding region: 39-1343 (434 amino acids)
Biological process (GO): NAD+ biosynthetic process
Molecular function (GO): nicotinate phosphoribosyltransferase activity
Source: RefSeq, a predicted model, not a curated record
CGGCUGUGUUCAAGACUCCUGUAUGCACUGAAUAGGAAAUGCCGACACUGCGCUUUCUCGCUCCAUCGGUCAUCAUCAGUAUGGCGAACAGCAACAGUGGCACAGAUGUCCAGUCUGAAUUCAAGGUCGUAUCAAUCCUCGACACCGACUUGUACAAGUUCACGAUGCAACAGGCUAUAUUCGAAUACCAUCCUACUGCACAAGCUGUAUACCGUUUCACGCAUCGCGAUAAGCACCGCCAAUUCUCUAGAGCAUGCAUAGAGAAAUUUCAAGAAUCAUUGAACAGUUUCGCCGAGGUGCAGCUAACGCAUGAUGAACGCGCCUGGUUACAGGAUACAUGCAAGUAUUUCAAGCCUGCUUACCUCGAUUAUCUUCAGUCUUACAGGUUCAAACCCGAACAAAUCUCUGUCAACUUUGUCCCGUCUUCUGAUGACCCCGACCUGGGCAGCGUCAAGAUCGAAGCGAGAGGGACGUGGCUUGAAACAGUUUUGUGGGAAGUGCCGCUCAUGUCGUGCCUUUGUGAGAUGUACUUUCGAUAUGCGGAACAAGACUGGGAUUAUACUGGCCAAGAAGAACAAGCCACACAUAAAGCUACAUGUCUUUUAGAGGCGCGAUGUACGUUCAGUGAAUUCGGGACGCGUCGCAGGCGGUCUUUCGCCACGCAAGAUUUGGUCGUCAAAGGGAUCGUCAAUGCGAGGGAUGCGCAUAAGUGGAAGGAUGGUUUCUUUGGAACUAGUAAUGUCUACUUCGCCAUGCGCUACAAUCUCAACGUAAUAGGCACGAUCGCUCACGAGUGGUUCAUGGGUAUCGCGGCGCUAUGCGAUUACAAAGAUGCUGCCGGGACAGCGUUAGACCUUUGGUCAAAACUUUACGGGGAAAAUCUUUCCGUCACGCUUACGGAUACCUUUUCCACUGAAGUGUUUUAUCGGGAAUUCGACAAUAGACGGGCCAAUCAAUGGAAAGCUCUGCGUCAAGACUCAGGAGACCCAAAAGUCUUCGCGCCCAGGGCUAAACAGAUGUAUGAAGAGCUCGGGAUCGAUUACACGCAGAAAGCUAUCAUUUUUAGCGACGGUUUGGAUUUCAGGAAGGCGAAGGAGUUGAAUGAGCAGUGUCAGUUGUUGGGAUUCAAGUGCUCAUUUGGCAUUGGCACUUGGCUGACGAACGACUUCAAGAAGAAGAGCAGCGGGUAUACGGAACAGAGCAAGGCGUUGAAUAUAGUGAUUAAACUUGGGUCGAUUGAUGGGAAGGAGUGCGUCAAGAUCAGUGAUGAAAUCACCAAGAAUACCGGCGUUCCAGAAGUUGUGGCGAAGGUUAAGGAGACGUACCAAAUACCACUCUCGUAGCCGUAUUGUAGACCUGAUCAAUUGGUGUUCAAAGCUUACUGAUCAAGUGUUCUGGUGACUGUGUACUAUUAAGUAGAAUUACUGUCGCAUGUUAAACCAUCCACGUCAAAGAAACGUAACGAGGA